This is a messenger RNA of Aspergillus saccharolyticus JOP 1030-1, 557 nucleotides long. RefSeq lists its product as uncharacterized. Bases 107 to 424 code for a protein of 105 amino acids. Lineage: Eukaryota; Fungi; Ascomycota; Eurotiomycetes; Eurotiales; Aspergillaceae. The record is from RefSeq and is a predicted model, not a curated record. The transcript has a single exon.
AUUUUUUGAUUUUUAUGAUUAUUAUGAAUUUCUUGUGGUUGUUGUGGUUGUUCUUGUUCUUCUUCUUCUUCUUCUUCCUCCUGUGGUAAAUGGUUGGGCUGCGGCCAUGUCUUCAUCUCUGCUGCCCACCGUCCCUUUCCCCACUGCAACCCCUCUCCAGCUCUUUUUUGAAGUGUUCAAAAGUCUCUCUCUCCUUCUUACUCUCUUCUUCUCCAUCUUUGUAUCUCCUCAUACCCACCUUUGCCAUCGAUCCCCACGGGGUAGAACCGUAAUUAGUGUUCCUGGUCAACCCAGUUCCCCACCAUCGGCCCAAGUCAAACGCCGACCGACCGCUCAACUUGUUCCCGUUGAUUUUCCCUCCCCGCAACUCUCCCUUGCGCCGACCUUUCCCUACCGUCGACCCCUCCUCCUCCCAUCGUAUUGAACACAGUCCAGUCACUUGCAGACACUCAUCGGACCUCAGACUCAGUCUCAUUCCGCGCAUAGGUGAAGACCGUGGCGCCAGAACGAUCGUUGAAUUGCCGGACAGAAAAGAGUUAAGAGGCGCAAACCCAGAG